Messenger RNA from Musa acuminata subsp. malaccensis (wild Malaysian banana), 734 nucleotides. RefSeq names its product histone H2B.3. The record is from RefSeq and is a predicted model, not a curated record. NCBI's taxonomy places the organism in Eukaryota, Viridiplantae, Streptophyta, Magnoliopsida, Zingiberales, Musaceae. Gene Ontology annotation, molecular function: structural constituent of chromatin; DNA binding; protein heterodimerization activity. Gene Ontology annotation, cellular component: nucleosome.
GACGAUCGAAUCCCUCGAGGAAUUCUCUUCAUCUCUCAUGGCGCCCAAGGCCGGGAAGAAGCCCGCGGAGAAGAAGCCUGCCGCCGCCGAGAAGGCCCCGGCGUCUGAUGACAAGGAGGAGAAGAGUGCCGAGAAGUCUCCUGUCUCCGCUGAGAAGAAGCCCAAGGCAGGGAAGCGGUUGCCGUCGAAGGAGGGCGUCGGCGCGGGCGGCAUAGACAAGAAGAAGAAGAAGGCAAAGAAGGGGAGCGAGACGUAUAAGAUCUACAUCUUCAAGGUGCUGAAGCAGGUGCACCCGGACAUCGGGAUCUCCAGCAAGGCCAUGUCCAUCAUGAACUCCUUCAUCAACGACAUCUUCGAGAAGCUGGCCCAGGAGGCCUCUCGUCUCGCCCGCUACAACAAGAAACCCACCAUCACGUCCCGCGAGAUCCAAACCUCCGUGCGCCUCGUCCUCCCUGGCGAACUUGCCAAGCAUGCCGUCUCCGAGGGCACCAAGGCCGUCACCAAAUUCACCAGCUCCUAGAGACUCUGCGACUUGUGGAUCGUUAAAAAAAAAUAGGGUUAGGGUUUUAAGAUGCUUUUUGUGAAUCUGUUUUUAUUCGGCCGAUGUAAUAAGUCUUUGAUGAUAGAAGAUAGAAUAUCGUGACCUGCCUUUCUUAGACAUGUUGAAUUACGAUUCCAAUUGUUUCUGCUGGCUCUAUUGGAAGAUAUGUAUAACAUUGCACGUUUCUCUGUGA